AUGAACCCAAAAACUCGUAGCAGAAUUAUCAUUACAUCUAGAUAUACUGAUGUAGGCAGAUAUAUUGGUGAUGAAAGGUCUUUGGUUGAAUUGAAACACUUAGAUCAAGAAAAGAGCUGGGAACUCUUCUCCAAGCUGAUCAAAUCUUCUUCAGAAAAUAUAAAUGAGAGAUUUCUUACAAAAGAAUUGGGAGGUAUCGCUAGGAAGAUAGUAGAAAGAUGUGGUGGCUUGCCAUUGGCAAUUGUGGUUGCGGUGGGUAUGUUGCGACAGAGAAGAAGAAGCAAACUUGCUUGGAACGAGGUGCUUGACAUCUUGAGCACAAGUACUGAAAAUAAUUGUUCAGAGAUCUUGUAUUUGAGUUACAAAGAUUUACCUCCGGACUUGAGGCCUUUCUUUCUUUACUUUGGCCUCUUCCCAGAAGAGCAAGAAAUUUCUGAGUCUGAAAAUUUAAUCCAAGUUUUGAGAAGAGAUGUGGAUGGAAGAGUAAAACGUUGUCGUAUACAUGAUUGUCUACGCGUUCUUUGCAUCAAUAUAGCCAAGAAGAACAGCUUCUUUUGUAGAUACCAAAAUAGAUUCCAUGAUACACACACAAAUUCUUUUUCAAAACUUCGUAGACUUACCAUUGAAGCUGAUGAAUAUUCUUUUUCAAAUUCUAGAACUAGAAAACUUCGUUCCUUGCUCUAUUUCAGUCAUUCAAGCCAAGCAUUAAUUCCUAAUGAGAUAGGAAACCUGAGUAUCUUGACUUACCUUAAGUUGAGUGGGAGAUUUAAAAGGAUGCCUUCUAGUAUAGAGAAUCUCAAGAAAUUGGUGACGUUGGAUAUUCAACGAGCAAUUUUUUAUUGUGAUUUGCCAAAAAAUAUUUUGAGGAUGAAGUAUUUGAAGCAUUUACUCAUGUGCGAUACAUGUAUCUUUGAGUCUAAGAUAGAAAAUUCGAAAGUCGGAGAUGUGGUGUCUUUACCCAACAUAGAAACUUUAGAGGGGCUGCCUGGAAUCUUUUUGGAAGCUGGCUCAUUAGAAAAACUCUCCAACUUGAGAAGGCUGAGUAUAAGUAAGAUUAGUGACCAACAAAUUCAUGUAAUAUCUGGUACAACAGGGAUAUUGGAGAAGCUCCAAGAAUUGCA
This is a messenger RNA of Olea europaea var. sylvestris, 1121 nucleotides long. RefSeq names its product putative disease resistance protein At1g50180. The transcript has 2 exons. Gene Ontology annotation, biological process: defense response to other organism. Lineage: Eukaryota; Viridiplantae; Streptophyta; Magnoliopsida; Lamiales; Oleaceae. The record is from RefSeq and is a predicted model, not a curated record. The annotation marks the transcript as partial. Gene Ontology annotation, molecular function: ADP binding.